AUGAUGCUGAAGGGACAUCAAUCCUCCCCGACGGCAGCGUUAGCAAGAAGCAGGAGGAGGAGGGCCAGAGAGGAAGGGAUGGCCCAGCGAGCGCCCGCGUUGUCCGCGCUCCCCGUCCGCCACCCGCGCCGCCGCUCCUGGCGGACGCAGCGGCCCCCACCCCACCCCACCCCACCCACUGAGGCGGCCCGGCCCUCACUGGGCCUAACGCCCCCGCCCGCCCGGGAGGAGGAAGGUGGCGCCGCGCUCCCCGCUAGGGCUCCACCACUCUGGCCGCGGGAAUUUCCGGCCUCGCCGCGCGGGGCAGCGCCCCGCUCCGGUGGCGGAGGGAACCGCUUCGUCCAGAGCCGGGUUCGAGGGGCCGGCCCGGGCUGCUGGGAGAGAGAGAGGGCACGGCACGGGACUUCUGGCACGUUCCAGACGCCUCCUGGCCUCCCUCCCCCACGCUGGGAGCCAGCUGGGGGCUUCCCGCGCGCUUUCCCGCCAGCUCGCCGCGGCGCGCGCCUCAGUUCGGGGGCGCGCACGUGGGCGGGAGAGGGCUCCGCGCCGACGCACGCGCACAGGCCACCCCCGCCUUCUGCCUGCCUUUGCGGCUGCAGUUUCUGUUUCAGCCUUGGCCCAAGACGUGAUCUAAUUCUCAUGCUGCUGUGGGCAGAGCACAUGGCAUCAGAAUGCUGGGAGCUGCUGUCUGUCGCCAUUGGAGGGAAUUCCCCAGCUCAGGAAAACUCUUCCAGCGGAAGGGAGCAGGUGGCGAGCCUCCCUGAAGAGACAGACGCUGCCAACGCUGCAGGCAGAGCCAAUCGUGUGGUGGCUAACAGAUUUUUCCAGCAACACAGAGCCGAGAGGAUUAGAAUCUGGGAGAAGAAAGAGCUCUGCAUUCUUGGCUUCACCUGCCUGGAGUGGAGUUUCCAUCAUGCUGAGCUGGAGGUGCACGGGGCCAGGGAAGGACAAAUCCCUCACCUGUUGUGGGAGAGGCCUGGCUGGAACUGUUGCACACUCCCGUCUCACUCAAGCCUCACAACAGCCCUCAAGGGAAGUUAUCAGGGCCAUUUUGAAGAUGCAGCCAAGCUGUAGAGUUUCCUCUUCCAAUGAAGAUUCCCUGACUCCCUCUGAAGGUGACUGCUCCUUUUCUGCACACCCUCAUGUCCCGGAAUCAAUGGCCUGACCCUUCUGCUUCUCCAACCAUACUCAGACACCCUCUUUCAAGUGCCCACACCAUGGUCCUGCACACGGAUCCUUAAUCAGCUUCAUUCAGCAUAUUUUAAUGUUUACUUAAAUUUAUUUGUAUUAUCUUUCUAUCAACAUAUAUAAUUUUUCUUUACCUUCUUUUAUAAUAUUGGGUUUUUAUCCCAUCCAUGCAUGUCCAAAUUGUCCAAAAUUUAGGAAAGAAUAAAAAUUACCCCCAAAUUGCCACAGAUAAUCAUAUUAACAUUUUGGUAGAUUAUUUUUUUCUUUUGAUUCUGGUUUCUAUAGACAUAUGCAUUUUACAGAGUUGAGAUUACACUGUAUGAAUAGUUUUAAAGCCUUCUUUUAAAAAUCUAACAUUAUACCAUGGAUACUUUCCCCAUGUCAUUAAAAAUUACAUGUGCCACAUCCACUGGGAAGGCUAGGAUGAAGAAGACAGAUAAUAACAAAAUGUGGCGAAUUGGAACCUUCGUGCAAUGCUGGUGGGAAUGUAAAUGGUGCAGCCCCCUUGGAAAACAGUCUGGAAGUUCCUCAAAUAGGUAAACAUAGGUUUACCUUAAGACCCAGAAAUUUCACUUCUAGGUAUAUAUUGAAGAGAAAUAAAAACAUGU
Messenger RNA from Saimiri boliviensis boliviensis (Bolivian squirrel monkey), 1796 nucleotides. RefSeq lists its product as uncharacterized. NCBI's taxonomy places the organism in Eukaryota, Metazoa, Chordata, Mammalia, Primates, Cebidae. The record is from RefSeq and is a predicted model, not a curated record.